Chionomys nivalis (European snow vole) is the source of this 1079-nucleotide messenger RNA. It is a transcript of the gene Mpv17, whose product is annotated as mitochondrial inner membrane protein MPV17. Bases 241 to 771 code for a protein of 176 amino acids. NCBI's taxonomy places the organism in Eukaryota, Metazoa, Chordata, Mammalia, Rodentia, Cricetidae. The transcript has 8 exons. Gene Ontology annotation, cellular component: membrane; cytoplasm. The record is from RefSeq and is a predicted model, not a curated record.
UUCUUAGCCAUCAGUGCUUUGAAGCGGUGCGGGCCAGAAGCGCCCGCAAGUCAUGUGACCUUCCAGACUCAGAUCGUGGUUUAUUUCCGGUGUGGAGUUGCACUCAGAAAGGAUGCGGCUUAGUUCCAACUGAGUCUGCAUUUGGAGACCUAUCAAGUUUACCAGGGGUGGGCGAGGAAAACUAGACUCUGGAUGGAAGCUAGUGUAAACCUGACCUCGUGAGUGUCUGGAUCAGGAGGCAUGGCACUCUGGCGGGCAUACCAGAGAGCCCUGGCUGCACAUCCGUGGAAGGUCCAGGUUCUGACAGCUGGGUCUCUGAUGGGCCUAGGUGACAUUAUCUCACAGCAGCUGGUGGAGAGGCGGGGUCUCCAGGAACACCAGACAGGCCGGACUCUGACCAUGGUAUCCAUGGGCUGUGGCUUUGUGGGCCCUGUCGUCGGAGGCUGGUAUAAGGUUUUAGACCGUCUUAUCCCCGGCACCACCAAGGUGGAUGCACUGAAGAAGAUGUUGUUAGAUCAGGGGGCCUUUGCCCCGUGUUUUCUAGGCUGUUUCCUCCCCCUGGUAGGAGUACUCAAUGGAAUGUCAGCCCGGGACAACUGGGCCAAACUACAGCGGGACUACCCUGAUGCCCUCAUCACUAACUACUAUCUCUGGCCUGCUGUGCAGCUAGCCAACUUCUACCUGGUCCCCCUGCAUUACAGAUUGGCUGUCGUCCAGUGUGUUGCUGUUGUCUGGAACUCUUACCUAUCCUGGAAGGCGCAUCAGCUCUAAGCCUGCCUGCUUCCGUGGCUUACACCUUGCACUGAUGCAUCUUCACCCUGGAAUGCUUGGACAUGGUCCUCACAGCGAGCACAUCAGGACUGGCGGGUGGCUCAGCUGCUAACUAAGAGCACGGACUGGUCUACACAGGGUCCAAGUUUGGUUCCCAACAGCCACAUCGGGUGGCUCACAACCACCUCAAGCUCCAGGAGAUCCUUGUCUUCUUCUGGCCUCUCUCUCGGGCACCUGCACUCACACGCACACACAUGAAUGGACACUUACUCAUAAUAAAGCAUAAAAUAAAGUCUUUCUUAAAAAGA